UGUCGCGGAUAAGCGUAAGGUUUUUGCGAGGAACUCGACCGUGCGAAGUGUCCUGCACGUUCUAGAGAGGGCAGAAACCCGCGAAUAAAGCUUUCUCUUAGCGGUAGCGAUUCGCUUUGCGUUAAUGCACUCGUUACAUUUCACGUUUUCUUUCCAAGCUUUCCACCAGUAAACGGGGAAUUAGUUCCUUGGCCAUUUAACACGUGGAAAGCUGAUCGAUUUUCUCGACUUUUUCGCCGCGAACGAUUAUCCGUCCAUUGCGCGUUAUGGAGGCACGAGGAAAAGAGUCGGCUCGAAUAAGAAUUAAUAACAGCGUCGAUAAAGCGGAGGUGAACACCAAUCGGUGAACGGUAUAUACCCCCGUUUUGGAGGUCGAGUCGUUAAGUCCCUCUCUCUCUUCGCUGGAUAACCAGGAGCGUUGCAACAGGUAGCACCACUGGGUACUUCAAAACCGGCGCAGAUAUAAAAUACCUCUAUCAAUUGAAAAGGAAUCCAUAACGUCGCAUCGAUUACCGAUACCACGUCUUCUUGACUCGUUCAAGGAAUUUUACAAGGACGCAUUUUCUUAGAACGCAUUUUAUCAUCCAGAAAGCAACUACUUCCCGGAGCGCAAGUCCAUGUUGUAAAUUAAAUUUCUGAUUGGACGAGGUAUGUACGCUGAGAAGAAGGUUUCAUCGAGCCAGAGGAAUAUUUCUUCGAAUAAGAAGGGGGUCGGGGCCUCGGGCCCGCGUCGAGGACGGCCCUGGUGCGGACUCACGGGCGAGGGCCUUUCGAGUCGACUCGCAUCCCAUACAGUCCGCGGCAAGGUGUGGUUCCUGUCGUCCAGGCUAGAGGGACAUGCUCGACCUGAAUCAACAAGUGUUCGCCAGCGGGACCGGAGAACGCUCGGCGUCGGUCGCUUGGAGCCGACUGUGACUAUCUAUUGACUUUUCCCGGCGCCUCGUGAAGCGAGUCGAGUCAGGUAGGGCCCGAGAGAAGAGAGGGAAGAAGAGAAGGGACGCGGUCGGUACUGUCGCGCGCUACGCUCGCCGGUAACGCAUCAAGCCAGGUGACUACUUCUGGUGUGCCGGGGAUUUCGGCAGAUAGGCGCGAGGUGGUAUCCACGUGAUUAUCGUGAAAGUGUUCAGCAAGUUCAGCGCACGUGGCCAACAUGAAGACCGAAAGACGGAUGAGGCCGAUAUUUUGGGCGCUUCUUCUGGCUGGUCUUUUAUGCACCGAGAUCGACAGUUUGCCAACCGGUGCACCGCAAAGUGCAUGCUUUUCUUUGGCUCCCAUCCAUCCCGGUAGCAGCGAGCAGCGAUCUCCUCCACCUUAUCAGGUCCUUCCGGCAGCAGGACAAGGAAGGGUUCGCCUGAUUUUGGGCAGUCCUCAAGGAUUAGCCUACGAGGGCUUCAUGAUCCUGGCGAGAGACAUCGAAACCGGAGAAUACGUCGGGGAAUUCGCGAAUCUGCCCGACUCCGCAAAAGCCUUGGAGUGCGUCGACGGGAUUAAGAACGCCGUGACUCACGUCAACAAGGACAAGAAGCAGAACCUUGAAUUCGAUUGGCAAGCACCUCCGGACUACGAGGGAACGAUUAUUUUCAACUCGACCUUUGCUCAGGAUUAUUCUACGUACUGGGUUGGCGUGGAGUCGCCGAGAAUUACGGUUUUAAAGCGGUCCAUCGACGUGCAGACAACCUCUCCAUUGACGACACUUAGGACUACGACUUCGCCAUUUUACAAUCCCACCACCACUUAUCAGGCGACCAACAAGGAGGAUCAAUUCUACAAUGGGUGCGGCACGACAAAGAAUUGUUUCGGUGCACCCAGUGGCUGUGUGGAAGAAAGGAACUGCAAAGCCGUCGUCUCGGUGUUGGUGCGAGGUGAACGGUACCUCUUCGAGCUGCAAGUCCGAGAGCGAGGAAGCAAAUACGUCGCGGUUGGCUUGUCCGACGACAGUAAAAUGGGUCAAGAUAGCGUGGUGGAGUGCGUGAACGACGACGGCAGGAUCGGCCUUUACAUGUCCUGGAACACGGGGAAGACCAACGCUCGUCAUCCCACGCCCGGAGGAGCCGUCCAGCUAGAGUCCAGCUCCGCCGAGGACGACGUCUUCUCCUGCAAGUUUUGGAGGGAAAAGACUACGGUCGUUCAAGGCCGCGAGUACGACCUCGUCAACCGACCUUACCACUUGCUGGUCGCAGCCGGGACUCAGCUGAAGAACAAUAACGUUGGGUUCCACGACAUCGUCUACCUCGGUUCAGCCGAGGCGAAGCUGCUGUCCGAUGUUGGUGGGUUCACAGCAUCCAGCAACGUCUUACUUAGGGUUCAUGGAGCUCUCAUGAUCGCAGCAUGGAUCGGGACUGCCUCCAUUGGGAUGCUCCUGGCUAGGUAUUACAAACAAACCUGGGUCAACUCGCAGUUGUGCGGAAAGGACCAAUGGUUUGCGUGGCACAGAUUCUUCAUGCUGCUCACGUGGUUGAUGACACUGGGGUCAUUCGUCGUGAUUUUCGUGGAAAUUGGGGAGUGGAGCUCGGACACUAUACACGCAUCUCUUGGCUUGGCCACGACGAUACUCUGUUUCAUUCAACCCUUUAUGGCAGCCCUCAGGCCACAUCCUGGAGCACCUAGGAGGCCACUUUUCAACUGGGCUCAUUGGUUCGUCGGCAACGCCGCUCAUAUUUGCGCAAUAAUCGCCAUGUUCUUCGCGGUACGACUCAAUAAGGCUCAAUUGCCCGAAUGGGUCGACUGGGUCUUGGUGGCCUACGUGGUUUUCCACGUUUUCACUCAUCUGUUCCUGACGUUCGCUGGCUGUGCGUCCGAUAGACAAGCAAAUCAGCGAGUCAACUCUUUCCCCAUGAAAGACAUGCACACUCGUAGCUCGAUGAUCCAUCCAGAUGCUCGACGAGAUGCUCCGCACGGAGGAUUGAGGAAGAUGGUCUUUGGAGUCUAUUUCCUCCUCAUUGCUGCUUUCGCAGCGGUGCUCGUGGUGAUCGUCGUCCUAGCACCCAUCGAGGAGACGUGGAACAACUUUAUGAAUUCGAGAGGAAAGAAGGACGAGUAAGGAGGGAAAAUCAUAUCCGGCAGCCGAUGAGUUUCUCCUGAGAGCUGGAUCGUUUUUGAAAACCGGCCAGCUGAUGCGUACAAUAUACGUAUUUCUAUACGUACUUCAGUCAUGCCUCGAAGACCCAACGAGAGACGUCGAACGAAGUGAACGGUCUUGGCAGGCUUUCGAAUUUCCGCAUCUCGAAGCGUGGACUGCCGAAUCUUACCUGAUCUUUGAAUUUUCGUAAAACGUAGGUUCGAACGAUUCGCUAUUAAGAAAAAUUGACAAUCAUUUCGAAUACCCGGUGCAAGGGGGAGCAGGUACUUCUUCGACGUCCUCGCUGAUCGGAACAAAUAUUUCGAAGGACAUGGACAAUGAACUUCCGAAUUUUCUAAUUCCUACCGUUAAAGUUUGAGAAUUAUUUAUAGCUCUUAUUCCCUGGUACCUGUGGGUAGUACUACCUACUGGUGUUCAGAAACUGGGAACAAUGCGAAAUUGCUGUAACAAAAAGUUAUAUUUAUACCCGGCCGAGUUGGGAUUAUUCUAACGAGAGUAACCCGAGGUCGAGUUUGCAAACACUUCUGGAUAGUCGGUAGGUUAGUCCAUCGUUUUCCGAGACCAGCCAUUUUAUGUUAAUCGGAGAGAAGGUGCUGAGAGAGUCGCGGUAGUGCUAACGUAAACGACAAGAUUCUGCUAUUUAUAAAUGUUACUUGCAGUAUUAGUUUAACAGUACUUAUUCACCGAUUCUUCGUCUUUUUUUACACGUACUUUUAUAUCGGAGUUACGGAGAAGAGUGCUCUCAAUCGAAGCGAGGAGAGACAAUCGCCGACUGUACCGACAAGGCUAUCAAACGUGAUCGACUCGAUUGUUAAUAAAUAUUCCGAAAUGUUUAACCAUCCGCCGUCCAUAACGUAAACGGUGCCUACACAGAAACUCGUAUACGACAUCCGAGGAACUGAAGAAAUUCCACGUUACCGGUUUAAAGAGAAAAGGGGACGCCUUGAUUGUUAAUAAAUAUUUAUACCGUA
Molecule: messenger RNA, 4050 nt
Organism: Orussus abietinus
Lineage: Eukaryota; Metazoa; Arthropoda; Insecta; Hymenoptera; Orussidae
Product: putative ferric-chelate reductase 1 homolog
Exons: 16
Coding region: 1151-3040 (629 amino acids)
Molecular function (GO): oxidoreductase activity, acting on metal ions
Source: RefSeq, a predicted model, not a curated record